Messenger RNA from Daphnia magna, 2401 nucleotides. RefSeq names its product endoplasmic reticulum mannosyl-oligosaccharide 1,2-alpha-mannosidase (gene alpha-Man-Ib). Gene Ontology annotation, cellular component: membrane; endoplasmic reticulum. The transcript is spliced from 10 exons. Gene Ontology annotation, biological process: N-glycan processing; carbohydrate metabolic process. Lineage: Eukaryota; Metazoa; Arthropoda; Branchiopoda; Diplostraca; Daphniidae. Bases 255 to 2099 code for a protein of 614 amino acids. The record is from RefSeq and is a predicted model, not a curated record. Gene Ontology annotation, molecular function: calcium ion binding; mannosyl-oligosaccharide 1,2-alpha-mannosidase activity.
UGACGGUGGUUUAAGCUUAUUACCUUACGUUUUGUUUUGUUGUUUUUCUUUGGAUGGCAAACACUGUGACGUGCUUAACUAGACGACUUUUGACAGGCUGCAAAAUAUGCCCUGGCCAAUGUAUUAAUGAGAUUGUCGGCAGAGAGACGCCAGAAUCCACCGACACCAAAGUUUAGGAACCAUAGCUCAAACGGUUUUUUGCAUCGAGAUUUUGUAGCUAGACAUACAAGAGAAAUUGGCUUCCCAGUAAUUCGAUGGGGACUUCUACUCCUAAUUGGGGAUUCACAUCUGUCCCUGUGCCACCAGAUUUUCCGUAUCCAGCCACUGUUCCAGGGACUGAACACAACCAGAGAAAACGUCUAUGGCGUAGAUGGAAUCAACUGUCCAGGUUCCAACGUAAUACUUGUCUGCUCUUCAUGGCCCUGCUGAUCACUCUCUCCAUAUUAUUUGUCUUGCCAAAUCUUCCGCCAAGCGCAAGUUUGCCUUCCCCAUCCAGAAAUGAAGCAUUAGAAGGAAGUGAAACUGUGCAGGGAAUAAAACCCAGUCUUGAAUAUGAGAGAGAACCUGAAGGUCCUCCUAAACCAAUCACAUUAUCAAAACCAGUACAAGAGAAUUUUCGACCCCUCACAAAGGAAGAGGAAGAAAAUCGUGUUGGAGAAAAUGAAAAAAAUUCAGUGAAUUUGCCAAGAAAUGGAAUUGAUCUUUUCAGCAAGAAGAACCAAAAGAUUGUUUUUACCGGCCCAACGAAUCAUCGUCAGAGAGCGGUUGUAGAUGCUUUUAGUCACGCCUGGAAGGGUUACAAAACCUAUGCCUGGGGGCACGAUCAUUUACGGCCAAUAAGCCAGACGUACAACGAUUGGUUUCAUCUUGGAUUGACAAUCAUAGACUCUCUAGAUACCAUGUAUAUCAUGGGUUUGAAUGAAGAUUUCAACGAAGCCCGAAGUUGGGUUAAGGACUCUUUACAAUUUAAUGGAAAUCGGGAUAUUAAUUUAUUUGAAACUACCAUAAGAGUAUUGGGAGGAUUGCUGAGCACUUAUCAUUUGUCCGGCGAUAAAUUGUUUCUAGACAAAGCGUUGGAACUAGGCUUACUUCUUUUACCGAGCUUUAAAACGUCUUCAGGAGUGCCAUAUUCAGAUGUCAAUCUUGGCACUAAGAAGGCCCAUCCUCCCAAAUGGAACGCCGAUUCAACCACGUCCGAGGUGACGACAAUUCAGCUUGAAUUUCGUGAUCUAAGCCGUUGUACCGGCGAUCCUACCUUUGAGGAACUCUCGUUCAGGGUGUCCAAAUUUAUCCACAAGUUGCCAAAAACGGAAGGGCUAGUUCCCAUUUUUAUCAAUCCUAACACGGGCCAAUUUCGCAAGUCGACCAUUACGCUAGGAGCACGGGGGGACUCGUACUACGAGUAUCUACUCAAGCAGUGGAUUCAGACGGGCAGGACGAUCGAUUUUUUACGAGAUGACUACAACGCAUCCAUCAGCGGCGUCAAAAACCUUCUCGUGCGCCAUUCCAAACCGAAUAAUUUACUUUACGUCGGCGAACUUAUUAACGGAAAUGACUUUAAAGCCAAAAUGGAUCAUUUAUUAUGUUUCCUACCGGGUACAUUGGCCCUGGGUGUACAUUACGGCAUGCCACCGGACCAUUUGCGCCUAGCCGAGGACCUUCUCUACACGUGUUACCAAACGUACGCAGCUCAGCCCACUCAUCUGGCACCGGAAAUCACUUAUUUUAACGAAGAGGAGGACGGAGAUAGUGACAUGAUAGUCAAACCAGCCGAUUCGCACAAUCUCCUGCGACCAGAAACGGUAGAGAGUCUGUGGUACAUGUACCAUUUGACGGGCAACACCACCUAUCAGGAUUGGGGCUGGAAAAUAUUUCAGGCUUUUGAAAAAUUCGCCCGCGUGGAACACGGUUACAGCUCACUGGGCAAUGUGAAGAGCAUUGCGGAUACCAAGUUGCGAGACAUGAUGGAGUCAUUCUUCCUAGGAGAGACGUUAAAAUAUUUUUACCUGCUCUUCAGCGACGAUCAGAAAACGCUAAGCGUCGACCGCUAUGUUCUCAACUCGGAGGCUCAUUUCUUUCCCAUUCACACAUCACGAUGACGAGUUUUCACUCUCAAAAAUUAAUGAAAACGAUAAGUUUUGUCUCUUUUUUUUUUUUUUUCCACAACAAAAAAAAAAUUUAAUUGUUGCAAAAUGUUUUAGUAAUGCUCACACGAGGUGUUUUUAGAUGGGUUUGUGCCGUAUUCAACAACCUGGUUCUUUCACUACAUAUUCAAUAUUGUUUGCACUAUUUUUUUUUCUUUUUAAAAUUAUUAUUCCGGCCGACGGAAAAGGAUAGGAACCAAGAAAAAAUCAAUAAAAAAAAAAUAUUAUUGCAUGUUCAUUACACUAGUCCAAAAGUU